Messenger RNA from Bacidia gigantensis, 2844 nucleotides. RefSeq lists its product as uncharacterized. Gene Ontology annotation, molecular function: transmembrane transporter activity. Lineage: Eukaryota; Fungi; Ascomycota; Lecanoromycetes; Lecanorales; Ramalinaceae. The transcript has 3 exons. The record is from RefSeq and is a predicted model, not a curated record. Bases 1 to 2844 code for a protein of 947 amino acids. Gene Ontology annotation, biological process: transmembrane transport.
AUGGCGGACCUGAGCGCAGCGACGUUGGCGAUGCAAAAUCGUGGGCCUCCGGUCUUGACGGUCACGAUCGUUAUGAUCUGUUUAUCGACAGUGUUCGUGGCUUUACGCCUCGUAUCAAGAGCUGGGAUAGUGAAGAGAAUAAGCAAUGACGACUAUGCGAUUAUAUUGGCAUGGAUUAUCGCCUUUGGCUUCUCCCUCUCCGUCUGCUACGGCACCAGCAUUGGCCUUGGUCGGCACGAAGAGAACAUUCCUGACCACAAACGUGAACCUUUGAGAAAGGCAGAAUAUGCAUUUACGGUGCUCUACAAUCCCGCCCUCAUGGCAACCAAGACAUCAAUCUGCCUCUUUUAUUUGACGCUGUCGAAGAAUCAUAAGGUGUUCAAAUAUCUGACACUGGGUACAUUCGCCGUCGUCAACAUUGCUGGGGUCGCCCUGACAUUCCUGAACAUUUUCCAAUGUCGACCCUUCGGCGACGCGUUCAAAGAUCCGCCUCCACAUGGCGCCCAUUGCAUUGAUAUCGUGGAACUGUACCUUUCUUCAGCGCCAGUCAACAUUGUCACGGACCUCGCUCUACUGUUCCUGCCAAUGCCAAUCCUGACAGGCAUGCGAUUGCCACGAAAUGAAAAAUUAAUCUUGAUUAUCACGUUCAGUUUUGGCGGCUUCGUUGCGGUAGUAGACGUGAUUAGGAUCGCAUAUCUAGAGUCAGCAGCUACUGCCAGAUUAAGCAACAAGACUCAACCAGGGGGUUCAAAUCAAUACGGAGACUAUUCAUGGGUGGUCUCGCUUUCAUUCAUGUGGUCGGUCGUGGAGGUACAUGUAGGGAUGAUAUGUGCAUCUGUGCCUGGUCUCAAGCCUCUGGCUGCCAAGUUUGCUCCCAGUCUACUCGGAAGGAUCAAAUCUUCACGGAACAUGAAUGGCAAUCCUUUCUAUGGACCGGGCGAUGCUCAAUGGGCCGACUUGGGAAGGGCAAGUCAAAAUUCGAACACCAUACCUGCCAUUUCACGCCCACCUCUGUCUCCAGUACCGGCGAAGACUCCAACACUUCCUCAAAAUGACAUCGAGUCCCAAGAUCGCGAGUCUGAGGAUCAACAUCCAUCAAUGAAUAUGCUGGACUUUUUGACCACACCUGAUAUGACCGGCGUCUCUCAACAUCAAAAUCGCUUCUCGGGCACCACUGAAUUCUCGCCACCAAUAUCACCUACUGCCCCACGCGGACGCAGCAAUAGCCUCCAUAACAUCUUUGAUUUUGUCGACAUGAAGAAUCCCAAGUCAAUGGUGAAAAUGACAAACCGCGAGUCGCUCUUUCCCAACUCCCUGGUAACCAUCCUCUUCUUCCUCUGGGGCUUCGCAUAUGGCCUCCUAGACGUUCUGAAUUCCCAAUUCCAAAAAGUCACGAACAUCUCCUCCGGCUCCGGCCGUGCCAUUGGUCUCCACUCCGCCUACUACGGUGCUUAUCUCAUCGCUCCCCUUACCUUCGGUGGGUAUGUCUUCCGCCGUCAUGGCUUCAAGAGCACCUUCAUGGUAGGCCUUUGCGUCUACGGAGUCGGCACGCUCGUAUUCUGGCCUUCCGCAGUCCUGGCCUCUUUCCCUGCCUUUUUCAUCAGCAACUUCAUCAUCGGUCUCGGAGUCGCUACGCUCGAGACGGCCGGAAAUCCCUUCAUAUCCCUCUGCGGCCCUCCAGAAUAUGCAGAAGUCCGUCUCAAUAUCUCCCAGGGCGUGCAAGCAAUCGGAUCCGUCCUCUCUCCCAUCUUAGCAGAAAAAGUCCUCUUUAAGAACGUCAAAGAUACGACAUCGCUCGUGGAAGUCCAAUGGACAUACCUAGGCAUCGCUCUCUUCGACGUAAUCCUAGCGCUAAUAUUCUUUUACCUCCCCAUCCCCGAAGCCUCUGAUGCCGACCUGGACGCCAUGGCCUGCAAACGCAGCGCAAUCAAUAAUUCCCGCAUCCUGUCCUCUCUCUUUCCCUCCCGCAACGGCGUCGCCAUAACAUCCCUCACACUAGCUCUAGGCUGCUUCUCCCAGUUCUGCUACGUCGGCGCCCAAGAAGCCACAGCCUCCUUCUUCCAAACCUUCGUCACGCGCGUCCGCCCCACAUCCACCCUCUCACCCUUCGACUAUCUCUCUGUCGCCCACGCCUGCUUCGCCUUCGGCCGCUUUCUCACCGCCUUCAUGGGUAUCUGGCUGAAACCCCGCCACCUGCUAUUCCUUGGGUACGUUGGCGCCUUCACCGCCGCCGCAUGCGCCAUGUCCACAUCCUCCUACACAGCCGUCGCUUGCCUCAUCCUCGUCCUCUUCUUCGAGUCCGGCAUCUUCUCUCUCAUCUUCUCCAUCUCCCUGCGCGGACUAGGCGGCAGGACAAAAUGGGGCGCUAUGUUCCUUGCGGCUUCUACUUCUGGCGGCGCACUCGUGCCGGGCGUCAUGUCCCCCGUCCGCUCAUCAAGAGGUGUACAAUAUGCUUUUGCCGUCGUGGUCGCGGUCUUCGCUUUCGGCACCACUUUCCCGCUCUACCUCGAAACCACUGGGCAGGCGAGACGGCAGGUCGAUCCGGUACAUAGGAGUAGGAGAAGCAAUGUCCUCAGAGUUACUGACGAAGAGAAGGAGGAGAAUGAGCAGAGACAACGCAGCGAGAGUAGGAAGAGGAAAAGGAGGAGAACGUUCGUGAUAAAUCGCCGAGGGAGCAUUUUUCCGAGGGAGGAGGAUGAGGAGAAGAGUGCGGGUAAGACGAAAGAGAAGGAAAAAGAGGAGGGCGCGAGUUUGAGUACCGCGGAAAGUCCGCAGGUCGCGAGUACGUUGGAUAUGAAGCUUGUGGAGGGUGAUGUGAUACAUACAGGGAAAGGAAAGACGUGA